This is a messenger RNA of Petromyzon marinus (sea lamprey), 1903 nucleotides long. Its product is annotated as opsin-5-like. Gene Ontology annotation, biological process: visual perception; G protein-coupled receptor signaling pathway. Lineage: Eukaryota; Metazoa; Chordata; Hyperoartia; Petromyzontiformes; Petromyzontidae. The record is from RefSeq and is a predicted model, not a curated record. Gene Ontology annotation, cellular component: membrane. Gene Ontology annotation, molecular function: G protein-coupled receptor activity.
GAAGCGGAGCGGAGUAUCAGUUGAGCUUCCGGGCAGCCACACACACAGCACAACGUAACGCACCUGCUUCCAUCACGAGGGACCUUCGCAUCCACGUGCUUGUAUUUGCACAACAACGUCACGUGGACGGGUUAUCAGGUUGAUAGGGAAUUACAGGAGGUUAUGUCUAUAUAUACGUACGUAUGUUGAAUUUCUUUCGCACGGUACGUAGAUAACUGUGCUAAUAUAUUUACAGGCAGUAUUAAAUAUACAUUUCUUGGGUGAAUAAAAAAAAACACGCGCGCUCGCAAUUUUUUUUUGCUUUUGGGGUUUGCAACGCGUCCUUGGGACAUGGCAGAGCAGGGGGAGGACGAUCAGUUUAGAUCCAAGCUCUCUCCGACGGCUGACAUCGCGGCAGGGACGUUCCUCCUGGCCGUAACGGUACUGUCCCUCGCGGGCAACGGCGCCGUGCUGGGAGUGGCGGCGCGCCGCUGGGCCAAGCUCAAGGCUCCCGAGCUGCUGUCCGUGAACCUGGCGCUCACCGACCUGGGCAUCGCCGCCUCCAUCUACCCCCUAGCGGUGGCCUCGGCGUGGAACCACCGCUGGCUGGGAGGGCAGCCCGUGUGCACCUACUACGCCUUCGCGGGAUUCUUCUUCGGCACGGCGAGCAUGGGGACGCUCACGGCCAUGGCCGGGGUGCGUUACAAGGGCACCUCGACGCAGGUCCACGUGAAGCAAAUCACCAAGCGAGCGAUGCUGGCGGUGAUCGUGGCGGUGUGGGCCUACGCGCUGCUCUGGUCCUGCCUCCCUCUCCUGGGAUGGGGCAGGUACGGCGUGGAGCCGUUCGGCGUGUCCUGCACGCUGGCCUGGGCCGAGCUGCAGCUGACGCCGGGCGGCGUGGCCUUCCUGUACGCCAUGUUCGUGCUGUGCCUGCUGUUGCCGGCGAUCGCCAUCGGCCUGUGCUACGCGGGCAUCGUGUGCAAGCUGCGGCGCGCGUACCGAGAAGGGCGCAGCAAGCGGCGCACGCCCACCGCUCGGCACGUCGAGAGCCGCCUCACCAAGAUGGCGGUGCUGGUGACUGUGGGCUUCAUCGGCUGUUGGUCUCCGUACGCGAUCGUCAGCCUGUGGUGGCUAUUCCGCAGCCCGGGCUCCAUCUCCCCGCUGGUGUCGCUGCUGCCCUGCCUGUUCGCCAAAUCCUCCACGGUCUACAACCCCCUCAUCUACUACCUCUUCAGCCGCUCCUUCCGCGCGGAGCUGCGCUCCACGCCCUGCUCCUGCCUGGAGGCGCGGCGCCCGAGCACGUCCAGCGAGAGCGCGCCCCCUGUGCCCCACCGCGGCGCGCGAAGGAACUCCCAGCGCGUGUGGAGCAUCACCGAGGCGAGGCCCGGGGGCGGGUCCCAUCCGCCGGGCGACGGCGCGGGUCUCCGCGGCAGCGCCGCCGCCGCCGCCGCUCGCGACGCCGCCGCCGCCGCCGACGACGAGGCGGUGGAGGGCACGACGGAUGACGGCCCGUGCCCGCCGAAGGACGUCGCCGCGAUGAUCCCGCUCGUCAGCUUCGACGGCGGCGGCGGCGGCGGCUCCUCCGCCGCGAGUUCGGAGGGGCUGCUGCCGCCGCCUUCCGUCGAGGGCGCGCACCGCGUGCUGCUCGAGAGGGCGCCUCCGGGGUGCGAGCGAGGGAAGAGAGGGACGUAGCUCCUGGCCGCGCCACGAGAUUUCGCGUCUCGCGUCGGCGUAGGUUUCUAUAGCGAUUACAACACGUGUUCGUUUAGAUAAUCGUGUAGUUGUUGAUAAUAAGGAGUGGUGGCGGGGGGGGGGUGUUGAAAGUGGUGGUGUAGCUUUUGGCGAGGACAGGUGGGAGCGGUUAAGAGUUAAUGAUAGGGGUUGGGGUAGUGAUAUGGGUAGGGGUUGUGAUAGGGGUUGGGGU